This is a messenger RNA of Xenopus laevis (African clawed frog), 2409 nucleotides long. RefSeq names its product intraflagellar transport 46 S homeolog (gene ift46.S). NCBI's taxonomy places the organism in Eukaryota, Metazoa, Chordata, Amphibia, Anura, Pipidae. The record is from RefSeq and is a predicted model, not a curated record.
AGUGUUCUGUCAGCACUGACAAUGUUUUUAACGAGUGGCGGAAAUGAAGUGAAAGGAAGUAUAUGUCAAGUUCUUUUUUGCGCUCAGGCGGAAGUGUGGAUACGGUUACUAUGGUGACAAAGCCUUUUAGUCAAGCGAAGCCAAGAGGCCGGGAGUCCAGGACGGCGCUGUUUAAUCUCCAAUUUGGAGGGAUGGAAGAGGCAGAAACAGAUGGGCUCAAGACUAAACUGAUAGAAAAUCAGCCCUACGACGAGAGCCUUGAGGUUAAUGACUCUGAAGAAGUUGCAAGUGUUUACACACCAACCCCAAGAAGACCAGGGACAGCAAAGCAACUGUCUGGCAAGGUUAGAGGCAUGGCAGAUCUUGCUAUAAGUAGUGAGGAUGAAGAGAGCACGAAGAGUGAAAAAAAGAAGAAGCCUGGUAAGCUGGGUCAUGUUCGGGGUGCUCGCACACAAGGGCUCACUGAUGAUGAGGAUACAGAAGACACUGAAGGGGAUGAUGAUGACGAUGAGGAUGAUGAUGAUGAUGAUGAUGAUGAUGAUGAAGAAGGACAUGGAACCUCUAAUGAAGGUUACAAUCCUGCAGACUAUGAACACCUUCCAGUGACAGCUGAAAUCAAAGAGUUGUUCCAGUAUAUUACCAGAUACACUCCACAGGUCGUAGAACUGGACUACAAGUUAAAGCCAUUCAUCCCAGACUUUAUUCCAGCAGUUGGUGACAUUGAUGCCUAUUUAAAGGUGCCAAGGCCAGAUGGGAAGCCAGAUAACCUUGGUUUACUUACCCUAGAUGAACCUUCCACUAGACAAUCUGACCCUACAGUUAUGGCUCUUUGGCUAUCUGAGAACUCCAAACAGCACAGUGUAACACAACAGAUUAAAGUCAAAACUUUAGAGAAUGCUGAGCGAAAUAGCAAAGCCAUUGAUGCCUGGAUUGAGAGCAUUAGUGAACUUCAUCGCUCAAAGCCUCCUGCUACUGUUCAUUAUACUCGAUCUAUGCCUGACAUUGACACCUUAAUGCAGGAGUGGCCAUCAGAGUUUGAAGAGCUCCUUGGAAAGAUCAGUCUGCCAGCAGCCGACAUAGAUUGUGAUCUUCCUUCAUACAUUGAUAUGAUUUGUGGUAUCCUUGAUAUUCCUGUAUACAAAAGUCGGAUACAGUCUCUGCAUGUGCUUUUCUCCCUCUACUCUGCAUUUAAAAAUUCCCAGCAUUUCAAAGACUUGGCAGAGGGAAAAAAAGACAGAAGCUCUUCUGGAAAUUCUAUUCCUCCCAAUGGAGAAACAGAUACCAUGAAUCUUAACUAAACAUCUGACUUCCUACCAAUGCACUGCACACAUUAUCCAGCCUGUUGUUGAUGCAUAGUGUGGCAGCUACAAUAGCACUGUUUAACUUUCCCUGUCAGAAUAACCAUCAGUAUGUUUGUGAUAUAUUCAAGGAAUACUGUCAUCACAUAUUUAUUUUAAAGCCCAGAGUCCCCAGAUGUUGUUGGAUACAAUACUAGAUUUAUACAAUACCAAAGGUUUUAUCCCUUAAUUAUAUGUUGAAGAAUGCUGAAAGUCCAGCAAACAUCUGGGAGUCAACAAUUAGAAACUACUUUUAUAAUUAAAUACUAAAUGAAUCUGCUUGAACUUCCCAUAAAAUCAUUCUAUCCUCCACCCAAACACUUCCUAGACCUUUUAUAAGAGUACGUGCAAUUACACAUCUCCGUUGAAUGCAGCUAACUACCAGCAAGUGGUAAAGCAAGUGAGUAAACAGGCAGUUACUCCCCUUAGUGUCUCUGUUACAAUGACGUAGUAAAAGUCCACAUAAGAAUGUAGUAUGUGUGAACUCAGGGGAGUAACUGUGUACUCACUUGAUUUACCCCUUGUCUGUAAUUCAUAUGAGACAUGUAGUUUCACGUAAUAGAAAUUUUCUGUACAGCACCUUAUAGUGUAAAAAUGCCUUUUUUCAAGUUUUCAUGGCAAAAUCUGGUCGGCAACGUUUCAGGCCUUAGUGUGGCCUAUUAUCAAGUUCAUGUAGUUUCACGUACACUCAAAGUGCCCGUUUUUUAAAAUCUAUUUUGGUUUCAUUUAUUGUGUUGACUUGCUUUUUAAUAAGAGAGAAGCGCACGGUUAUAAUGUUCUAUUUUUCUUCCUAGAUCCUGCAUAAAAAAUACUCACUGCCCUCCUCUUUACAUGCAUGCUGCUUACUCUAGGGCCCAAACCAAGGGAACGUUGGCUGUGUAUCUAGGAAAGGUAUGAGCUGUGUUUCCCGCUAGCAGCGGUGGGAGAAAUAAAUAAGCCAGGCUUAAUAAUUAGAAACCAUUAAAGGAGAAGUUAAGAGGAAAGACUAAGAUGGGUGAGAAAAGUGGACAGUAGAAAAGGGAAUGUAAAGAAAGGAAACAACCAAAAUAAAUUUGGAAGUAAGAAAAUGGAA